AUGAGGACAGCCAUAUCUAAGAACUUGUUCAGCAGCUAUCAAGUGGGAAGUUUGAAAGAGGAUGUCAAUAUUCUGCAAUAUGCAUAUGACACUUUGUUUUUUGGAACUGCAAAUUCGGCCAAUGUUAGAGCUUUAAAGUCUAUUCUGAGAUGCUAUGAGCUGGUUUCAGGCCUCAAGAACAAUUAUGCUAAAAGUCAGUUCGGUUGUUUGGGCAAAUCAGAGGGUUGGUGUAGAGAUGCAGCUCAUUUCCUUAACUGCAGCCAGCUGGGUAUUCCUUUCUCUUAUCUUGGAAUUCCAGUGGGGUCAAACCCUAAAAGCUGGAGCGUUUGGCAGCCUAUCAUCAACAAGUUUGAGACCAAGUUGGCAUCUUGGAAGCAUACAUGUCUCUCGAUGGGGGGUAGAAUCACCAUCAUCAAUUCUGUUUUGACAGCUUUGCCCAUCUACUUGCUGUCUUUUUACAGAAUCCCCAAAAAAGUAGUUCAUAAGAUAGUAUCUAUUCAGAGAAACUUUCUUUGGGGAGGUGACAAUGAGACAACUAAGAUCCCUUGGGUCAAAUGGGAUACAGUUUGUCUUUCUAAAAUCAGAGGGGGGUUAGGAAUUAAAGACUUGAACAAGUUUAAUCAGGCCUUGCUUGGCAAAUGGGGUUGGCAGUUGGCAAAUAAUCAGCACCAGCUUUGGGCAAGAACCUUAUUGUCCAAAUAUGGAGGUUGGCAUGCCUUACUAUAUGGCAGAAGCAGUGCAGACAUUUCUCCUUGGUGGAAGGAUUUAAAAUCUGUCUUCGAGCAGCAGCACCACAAUAGUUUGACCAGUAACUUGAGGUGA
This is a messenger RNA of Glycine soja, 822 nucleotides long. RefSeq lists its product as uncharacterized. The record is from RefSeq and is a predicted model, not a curated record. The transcript has a single exon. Bases 1 to 822 code for a protein of 273 amino acids. Lineage: Eukaryota; Viridiplantae; Streptophyta; Magnoliopsida; Fabales; Fabaceae.